Thermochaetoides thermophila DSM 1495 is the source of this 762-nucleotide messenger RNA. Its product is annotated as Dl-glycerol-3-phosphatase-like protein. The record is from RefSeq and is a predicted model, not a curated record. Lineage: Eukaryota; Fungi; Ascomycota; Sordariomycetes; Sordariales; Chaetomiaceae. Bases 1 to 762 code for a protein of 253 amino acids. The transcript is spliced from 6 exons. Gene Ontology annotation, molecular function: sugar-phosphatase activity; beta-phosphoglucomutase activity.
AUGGGCAGCACGGAACAUUCUUUUUCAGCCCCUGCCGAGACAGUCGUCUUCGACGGCCUGCUCUUCGACAUGGACGGCACUAUCAUCGACUCGACCGAUGCUGUCGUGAAGCAUUGGGAAGCAGUCGGCAAGGAGAUUGGUGUCGACCACAAGGUCAUCCUGGAGACUUCCCACGGCCGCCGCUCCAUCGACAUGCUCAAGAUACUGGCCCCUGAGAAGGCCAACUGGGAGUAUGUGCAAUACAUGGAGGGUCUCCUCCCCAAGCUUUACGGCGCCGAUGCGGUCGAAAUUCCUGGUGCUCGUGCUCUGCUGGAGGAUCUGGUUGCUCGGAAUGCCCCCUGGGCUAUCGUUACCUCGGGGACUGUGCCGCUUGUCACUGGGUGGCUAACCGCCCUCACCCUCCCUUAUCCCACCCAUCUAAUAACCGCCGAAUCAGUCACCAACGGCAAGCCCGAUCCAGCCUGCUAUCUCCUCGGUCGGGAACGUCUGUCCCUCUCCUCGCCUGAAAAACAGGUCCUUGUGCUGGAGGACAGCCCGGCGGGUAUCCGCGCGGGCAAGGCUGCGGGAUGCAAGGUCCUUGCUGUGGUGACCAGCCACACGAUCGAGCAGGUUCUGGCGGCGGAGCCGGACUGGGUAGUAAGGGAUUUGAGGAGUUUGAAGGUUGAGGAGGUUGAUGGGGGGAAGGUUAAGGUUGUUAUUGAGGGAGCUCUGCUGAAAACCUGCGCUAGUGACGACGGCAAAUCACUUAAGAAGCCGUCUUAA